AACAACAAAAGAGCCACGAACAUGCACUCACACAACGCAUUUUUUUCGUUAACGAGAUGAACCAGUCAUUAUUAUGAACAAAGCAGCGCGUUUCCGUUUAAGAUACUUAUUGUGAUUACUAUGACGCAGAAAAAAAAACUAAAAUAUUACCGAGUCCUCGCGUGAUUUUACGUUUCCCGGAAGUUAGAGUGGCAUGAGAGAAAGCGCUGUCCGAGGUGCUGGCACUGUUCAGUACACUUACCCUGCUUCAGGCUGCCUACCUGUGUAUUACAUAUGCAUUUCUGUUUCAUCUCUAUGUUAGAAUUUACAAAAAAUAAAACGUAACUAAGAAUAUAUUGUCAGAAUCUGGGAAGAUGGAUGAACUUCAAGAGUCACUCCUCUCUACAACCAACACCAGCAACCUCAGCAGCAGCACGAGCAGCAGCCCUCCGAGUGGUAAUUCGUGCAGUGCUCCGCAAUGCAAUGGGGUCCCGGAGAGCCGGACCCUGCUGCGGAUGUCUGAGUCACACGGACUCCAGCUGCUGGGUGUGCUCAGAUCUUUCAGGGAGCGGGGCUUGAUGUUUGACUUUACCAUUAAGGUCCAGGAACAAAGUUUUCCCUGUCAUCGCUGCGUCCUUGCUGCAUGCAGUGAUUUCUUCAGGGCCAUGUUUGAGGUGGAUAUGCGAGAGAAGGAUGAUGGUUCAGUGACUCUGGGUAACCAGUGUUCGAUGGCGGUCAGUUCUUUCCUCGACUUUGCCUAUUCGGGAGAAAUGCUCAUCACUGAAGGCAAUGUAGACUUGCUGUUUCAGCUUGCCUCUUUUCUACAGGUGUCAGUCCUGUUCCGAGCGUGCAGCAACUUCCUAAUAGCAACCAUGGACCUUAGUAACUGUCUGUCCCUCUUCUCCCUUGCUGAGGCCUAUGGCUCAGCUUCCCUCCUCCAAAGUGCCACCGAGUUUGUUGUUCAGAACUUCUGCAGCCUCUCCAAAACACAGGACUAUCUGGAAAUGCAGGUGGAUGUGCUGGAAACAUGCCUGAGGUCAGAUGCUUUAAAUGUGCCCAGAGAAGAGGUUGUGGUGGAGUCACUUCUUCGAUGGGUAUGCCAUGAUCUCCCGGGAAGACAAAAACUGUUACCGGGCUUGUUGUCUUUAACCAGACUACAUCAUCUACCUGCAUCUGCCUUAAAGACCCUGCAUGACUCAGACCCUCUCCUCUGUGACAACCAGUCCUGUCUGGCCCUGCUCUCAGAGGCUAAGAGCAAACAGGACCAGUACAGUGGCCUGCUCACUGAUGCCCGGCCAGCUACCACGCAGAGCUACAUCUACAUCCACAAGACAGAGGAGAACGGAGAGAUCCACCACACAUUCUGCUACUGUCUGGAGACAGACCAGUGGAAAGAGCUGGGGGCAAGGCAUGGAGAGGGCAUAGCCACGAUACCAGACCCACCAGGAUCCUACCUUACCAGUUAUGCUGAAAAGAUGUUUGUGACAGGUGGUUGCAAAGGAAACUGCUGUCGGGCAAUACGUCUCCAUGUGGCUGAACUGUUCCAUGAUGCUACAGACGAGGUUUGGUGCUUCUGUCCUGUGACCCUCACCUGCACACCUGCACCUGCCAUGCUAAAGCCCAGAACCACACACACUGCAGUCACCUGUCUGGACCGGAUGUACGUCAUAGGAGGGCGAACUACAGGAUCCAGAGGGGGAGCACCCAGUCUUCUCGAGGUGGAGUAUUAUAAUCCUCUGACCCAGACCUGGACCUCAGUCAGCCCACUGCCCACUGCUAUCUUCUACCCUGAGGCCAGUGCUUGUGGCAGUGUUAUCUACACUCUGGGAUCAGAGGUGGAGCUCACAGACUCCUUUAACCCCUCACUGGACUGUUUCUUCUCCUAUGAUGCCCAGAAGGACCAGUGGAGCCGCCUGGUGGCAGAGUUUGGCCAGUUCUUCCAUGCUACACUGGUCAAGUCUGUGUCAAUAAAUAACACUCUACAUCUGUGUGACCUGUCCACUUAUAAGGUGUACAGUUUCUGUCCAGAGACAUGUGUGUGGAAGGGGGAAGGCUCAUUCGAGUGUGCUGGGUUCAAUGCUGGAGCAGUGGGUAUGAGAGACAAAAUCUACAUCCUGGGUGGAGAUUAUUCACCUGAUGAGAUCACUGAUGAAGUUCAGGUGUACCACAGCAGCAGGAGUCAAUGGGAGGAGGUGGCUCCGAUGCCCCGAGCACUCACCGAGUUCCACUGUCAGCUCAUCAGCUUCAACAGAUACAGAGACCCCUGGAGUGACACAGCGGACACACACACAUGAGCACGUCGGAGUGCGUGCGUUACAUGUAUAGCCCACCUUCAAUGCACCCCUGAGUCUCCAGUGUGCACGGCAGACAGCUGGCUGAGCUUGCAUCUUCAGAGAGACUAACAAUAUUUCACUUCACAUCUCACAGGUCAUCACGACACAAGUGCAGCCAAGCCAAAACAAAUGAUUUUAUUUUUUUAUUCCUAGAGCAGAACCUUAACUUUGUAUGCGUGUCAAUCAAAAAGUGGUCCCUCCCAUGGAGGAAAACCUAUUCAGCAAUAUACUUUAAUAGAAUCACACUUUAAGUAACUCUGUUUUCCUGCCUAGUGAAAAUUCACCCAAUAGCUGUAAAUGUAUCAACUCUCAAGAGCACUUUGUUAUGUUUACUUUCUAAGUCACAAGAGUCUCCAUUUAAGAUAAACACAUACAGUUUAAAGUGCAACUAAAAAUAAACAUUAUUAGUGAGUCUUCCCUGUGGUAUGUGGUUCUCUGAUAAAUAACUUCAGUGGGGCUUAUCCAUAUUGUUUGAUCCUGAUAUUUCUUUCUAGAUAUUAUAUGGUUAUAAAAACUCCUGAUAAUGGCUAUUGGCUAAUAACGAUAGUGCAACUACCAGGAUGAAUGUACUUGAUCAUUGCUUGUCUUUAUUCUGCUUCAGCAUGUCAUGUAUCCAUGCAUUCCCAAUUCCUCUUCUCGACUGAUAGGAUACAUGACCCAAGUAUCUUCGAUAAUCGCUUGUUUGAGUGAAAUUUGCAACUGUUUCUGCCUGUCACAGAGACCACUCACUAGCUGCUGCAAA
Labrus bergylta (ballan wrasse) is the source of this 3054-nucleotide messenger RNA. It is a transcript of the gene kbtbd3, whose product is annotated as kelch repeat and BTB (POZ) domain containing 3. NCBI's taxonomy places the organism in Eukaryota, Metazoa, Chordata, Actinopteri, Labriformes, Labridae. The record is from RefSeq and is a predicted model, not a curated record. Gene Ontology annotation, molecular function: protein binding.